AUGGCUGGAACUAAAAGAUCCAGAGACGGCCAGGUCAUCAGCCACGAAACAAAAUCGAUCGCCAUGGCAAACAGCAACAAGGUAGAGACUGUCGUCGCAGAACCAUCGACCCCGCUGCAGUCGAUAUUCGAGAACUUUCGCAACGAGCUGGAUGAGCAUCAUGAUAGACGCGAGAGGGUCAUAAAAACGUCGCGGGAUAUUACUGCGUUGAGUAAGAAGAUUAUCUUUUCCCUCCAGAGACUUCGCAGCAUAAACGCCCCCAUCCCUCCAUCCAUCGCUAAAGAAAACAAGACCCGCUUCGACCAGAUCAUCGAACUCUUCCGUACCAUCGUGCCCGACGUGUCCGGGAUAAACGCCUGGCGAUACCAGCGACAGAUCAGCGGCGGAAUUCAGGAAUUCAUCGAAGCUGUAUCCUUCCAGCACUAUGUGCAGACGGAGACGCUGAUCUCACGAGAUGAAGUGGCCGCCCAGCUCCCGUCGGAAAUCUUGGUCACAGAAGAAGAUUACCUGAUGGGGUUAUUUGACCUAACAGGAGAGAUCAUGCGGUUUGCAGUCACGACCUUGUCAACUGGAGGCGUGCAGAAGCAACAGAAACAAAAACCAACUUCCGACGCCGACCAACCCAUAUCAAAUGUGGAUGGCGCAGCUGAGUCCAAAUCCUCUGAGGAAAGCCGAUCCACAACUACAACCACGGUAACAACCACUCAAGAAAUCCCAAUCCUCCCCGCCCAGCAGGCCAAUAUCGUCGUCGACCUACGCGAGAUCCGCUCGCUGUUCGAAUCGCUCAACGUGCCGCGUCGGCACAACAUGCUGCGCGACAUGUACAAGAAAGUGGAAGUGAUGCAGAACAGCGUGGAGAAAGUCGAGCGCGCUGCCUAUGGAAUCCUCGUACGUGGCAGCGAGAAGCCUAAGGGAUGGGUGCCUGAUCUGUCAGGCGGUGCGACUGAGGUGGAGAGUUUCUAG
Paecilomyces variotii is the source of this 963-nucleotide messenger RNA. Its product is annotated as putative translin-associated factor TraX. Bases 1 to 963 code for a protein of 320 amino acids. Lineage: Eukaryota; Fungi; Ascomycota; Eurotiomycetes; Eurotiales; Thermoascaceae. The record is from RefSeq and is a predicted model, not a curated record. Gene Ontology annotation, molecular function: sequence-specific DNA binding; RNA endonuclease activity; RNA binding. Gene Ontology annotation, cellular component: nucleus; cytoplasm. The transcript is spliced from 3 exons.